UCCGGCAGAGUGUGGCGGAAUCACCGAGGCACUUCCGGCAGUGGGUCAAAGUGCAGAGAUCUCGCUGUCAGUAGGCUCUCUCCUAGAAUCCAGCAGUGUCCGGUGUGACACAUAGCCCCCCUCUUAUCCCGGCAUGUUUUGGGGGCAUGCCGCGUUGGACGGUUCACUUGGAGGGGGGUCCACGCAGGGUGAAUCAUGCUGCAGUGGCCAUGGGACAUCAGGUGUUUUCUUUUGGGGGUUACUGCUCAGGAGAGGACUACGAAACUCUGCGUCAAAUCGAUGUGCAUGUCUUCAAUGCAGUGUCCCUGCGAUGGAGGAAACUACCGCCUGCGUCCUGCUCUCCGUCCAAGGUUCCAUACAUGAGGUAUGGACACACAGCUGUAUUGAUCGAUGAUGUCAUUUACAUCUGGGGUGGCCGUAAUGACACUGAAGGGGCCUGUAAUGUCCUUUACACUUUUCACACAGCUACCUUGCAGUGGGCAACCCCAUCUGUUUCUGGACAGAUUCCUGGAGCACGUGAUGGGCACUCUGCUUGUGUCCUGGAUAGAACCAUGUACAUCUUUGGAGGCUAUGAGCAGUUGGCUGAUUGUUUCUCCAAUGAUAUCCACAAACUGGACACCAAAUCCAUGUGCUGGUCACUAGUGAAUGCCAGGGGAUCUCCUGCGCGGUGGAGAGAUUUUCAUUCUGCCACGGUGAUUGGGCGUCGGAUGUUUGUAUUUGGAGGACGUGCAGACCGAUCUGGUCCUUUUCACUCCAACAAUGAGAUCUACUGCAACAGAAUCCGUGCCUUUGAUCUAUUGUCUGAGAGCUGGUUAGAACCUCCCCAAACAACCUCCCCACCUGAAGGGCGGAGGAGUCACUCAGCAUUUGCAUACCAUGGAGAACUUUACAUUUUUGGAGGUUAUAAUGCUCGUCUGAACCGCCACUUUCAAGAUCUCUGGAAAUACAACCCAGAGUUGGGACAUUGGCUCCGUGUGGAUGUUCAAGGAAAGGGCCCUUGUGCCCGACGUAGACAGUGUUGUUGCGUUGUGGGAGACAAGAUACUGCUCUUUGGGGGGACCAGCCCAUCUCAAGAUCAGGAUCUCCAGGAUGAGUUUUUUUUGAUGGAUCAUUCUGACCUGUAUAUUCUGGACUUUAGUCCAAGUUUGAAGACUUUAUGUAAACUGGCUGUAUUACAUUAUAAUCUGGACCAGUCCUGUUUGCCCCAUGAUAUUCGGUGGGAGCUCUCUGCAAUGACAACAAACAGUAACAUUAGCCGACCUCUGCUCUCCUCACAUGGAUAAGAAAGGCAUAUUCCUCAUUGUGUGAAUACUCUGUCCUCACACGCGUGCCAAUUUGGUUUUCAUUUGCACCUAGGCUGCAGACCUACACAUACGAUGUGGACAUUAAAGGCAUCUAUAGGAAAAUGGAGCUGACCUACAGAACUGGGCACAAACUGGGACAUGCCAAGUACACCCUGACUGCCAUGACCAUAUAUAUACACACACUCACUCACUCCCACUCCCACUCCCAAAUGUGAAUUAUCUGGAUUUCAAAGUGAACUUUAAAUUUGCACAUACACAUCUACACCCUGCCUGGUAUAGCAAGAUCCCUCUUGCUAUGUUUCACAUAUUUGUUUUUGGUUGGUUUUUUCCCUAUGACUUGCAUCAAUGUGAAUGACACAUGCACCCGAUCCAUACAUGCAGACUGACUGGAAGGCAAACCCUGUUUGAAAUCAAAUUGCCACGUGUGCACUAGGAUAUCCGUCCACACCUGCCCAGCACCUUGGAGCAAACACAGAACCACUUCAACUACCCUCUGUAGUGACACUGCACCUAAUGGGUUAAAGGAGCAAAACACUUUUUAUAAACAGAAAUAAAAAUAUAUAAAGUUGUGUCUUGAUAUGUGAAUGUGGCAAGUUAGCCAAAAUAAAUCACGGUCAGUUCAUCAAUAGGUGCAUCCUCUGGGAGUGAAACAAAUCAGUGACAACGAUCUGAGAAAAAGUGAGCUGAUCAAAGUCAGAGGAUACAGAAAUUGUCUCUUCAUCAUGUAAAUGUCAGAUAUUUUUUAUGAAAACAGAAAAGUCACACCCAAAAGAACA
Messenger RNA from Pelobates fuscus (common spadefoot toad), 2080 nucleotides. RefSeq names its product kelch domain containing 3 (gene KLHDC3). The transcript is spliced from 11 exons. Gene Ontology annotation, molecular function: chromatin binding; protein binding. Gene Ontology annotation, cellular component: cytoplasm. The coding region runs from base 147 to 1283 and encodes 378 amino acids. The record is from RefSeq and is a predicted model, not a curated record. Lineage: Eukaryota; Metazoa; Chordata; Amphibia; Anura; Pelobatidae.